AUGGCGACAACCAAUGGCACUUCAAAUCUAGCCAACGGCAAUGGCCAAGCUGCGAGCAAGGACGGACCUAUUGAGACUACCUACCUCCUUGUCGGCGCAGGACCAGCGGGAUCAGCACUAGCCAGCUUCCUAGCAAGCUAUGGCAACACUGGUAUCAUGAUCUCCGCGGCCCCAGGUACAGCAAAAGAGCCUCGCGCCCACAUUACCAACCCGGCCGCCAUUGAGUGCCUCCGAGACAUAGGACUCCAAGACGAAGUCUACCACAACGCCACGCCACAAAGCCAUAUGCAACAUACCCGUUGGUGCCACUCUAUGGCUGGAGAAGAGUUUGCAAGGAUCCAUUCAUGGGGUAAUCAACCCGAACGUAAGGGCGAGUAUGAGGCUGCUAGUCCAUGUUAUCAUGUCGAUCUGCCGCAGACGCUUAUGGAGCCCAUUCUGGUGAAGCGUGCUAUCAACCAGGGCUGGAAGAUACGGUUUGAUACUACUUUUGUCAAAUUCGACCGUGACUCUUCUGACGGACCGAUUACCUCAACCAUCACGGACAACUUGUCUGGAUACACAUAUCAAAUCCGAUCAAAGUAUCUCUUCGGCUGUGAUGGAGCACGCAGUCAGAUCAUUCGUCAACUCGAUAUUCCCCUCGUCAAAGAACCAGGCCAGGGCCUGGCCUUCAAUGUUCUUGUCGAAGCAGAUCUGGAGAAGUACAUGAAGUUUCGAACAGGAAACCUCCACUGGAUCAUGCAACCGGAUAAACCUCACCCAUCCUGGGGCUGGACCUGUAUCAAUCGAAUGGUGAAGCCGUGGCACGAAUGGAUGUUCAUCUUCUUUGCCGAACCCGGCUUCUCGGACUUCAAGAUCCGUCCUUCUCAUGACGAGUACAUGAAACGGGUGCGAGAAUUCAUAGGCGAUGAUGCUCUCGAGGUCAAGAUUCUGGAUGCGUCGAAAUGGUAUAUCAACGAGAUUGUGGCGGAGAGAUAUUCCGAUGGAAACAUCUUUUGUAUGGGCGACGCGGUGCAUAGACAUCCGCCGUUGAACGGGUUGGGAAGUAAUACUUGUGUGCAGGAUGCUUUCAAUCUUGCUUGGAAGGUUUCGUACGUUGAGAGAGGUCUCGCGGGUCCAAAGCUACUGGACAGCUACUCCGGCGAGCGUCAACCGAUAGGCGAGGGCAUCAUUCGGCGGGCGAAUCAGGGGCUACGAGAUCAUGCUGGUGUGUGGGACGCACUAGGUAUGAUGGAUCCAGAUGUGGCAGUCAGAAAGAAGCAGUUUGAUGAAAUCUCGGAAGCUUCGGAAGCAGGCAAGAAACGUCGCCAAAGGCUUCGAGAGCAGAUCGAUUAUACUUCGCAUGAGUUCGGCGGGAUUGGAGUGGAAAUGAACCAACGGUAUGAAAGUGGUGCGGUGUAUCUGAAAGAUGAGAAGGAAGCACGGAGACCACCACCUACGGAUCCAGUGCUGCAGUAUCAGAUCUCUACUUAUCCUGGUGCGAGAUUACCGCAUGCGUGGAUCAAUCUGCGAACGCCGAAUCAGCCAAAUAUCAGCACCAUCGAUCUAGCAGGCCAUGGGGCGUUCUGUCUGGUCACUGGAGUGGGUGGGGAGAAGUGGAAGAAGGCAGCGGAGGCCGUGUCGAAGAAAUUGAGAUUGGGAGGAUGUGUAUAA
Recurvomyces mirabilis is the source of this 1650-nucleotide messenger RNA. RefSeq lists its product as uncharacterized. Bases 1 to 1650 code for a protein of 549 amino acids. The transcript is spliced from 2 exons. The record is from RefSeq and is a predicted model, not a curated record. Gene Ontology annotation, molecular function: oxidoreductase activity; FAD binding. NCBI's taxonomy places the organism in Eukaryota, Fungi, Ascomycota, Dothideomycetes, Mycosphaerellales, Teratosphaeriaceae.